This is a messenger RNA of Cuscuta europaea, 1955 nucleotides long. The record is from the annotation of a GenBank genome assembly. Lineage: Eukaryota; Viridiplantae; Streptophyta; Magnoliopsida; Solanales; Convolvulaceae.
ACGGAUUCUACCUUUCACAUUCAUUUUGUUUCUCUUUCGAUCCGUGCCUUCUACGGAGAAAAUUCUCCCGCACUCCCCUUUAUGUUUAUAGUCGUAAUUUCAUGUGUUGCCAUCCACCUUGCAUCCGGACUAAAGAAGUUGAUGUGGCGCCCCUGAAUCCCUCACACGACCUCAGCUCUUGCCGUCGUACGGUUCCAGACUUCCAGGUGAAGCGAAGUUGUUAUAGUCAUGCCUCCACUGCCCUUGCAUCUCGCUUAGACUUAGGAAAUCCAGAAACUGGAUCCUCAAAGGUCACGCAGUCCAAAGCUGUUCUUCCAUUCGAUUUCCAGCUAGAAAUUUGUCAGCCCUCACGCCAGGAGUUCCAUAUUGGAGAAGUCUCUCUUGCCUUCGUUUCACUUCAGCGACACCAUGGCCCUUAAUCAACGACUCCAACAAAAUAAGCGAUGAAGUUGCUUCCCCUCCCGCACGAUCCUUUGAAUUUCUUUCGUCUACACCACGACUGUGGAAUUAUUUCGUCUUCAUCGCUGCUCUUCUCUCACGCGUGCAAGGAAUACGUGCCUGACACCAAUUCGGAAAACAGAAAUAAACGACCAAGCCCUACUUUUCAACAAGCAACCCAUCCCUUCCAGGCAGCAAAUUAAUGUACCCCAGUUCUUGAGCUUGAUCACAAACACACCAGAGCUUUGGUGUUAUGUGCUCAAACCAAAGUCACUCUCAAUGAGUAUCACCCAACACUUUUUAUGUUAGUAGGUUCAUAGAUUUGAAUCCAUCAUCAGAAGUAUAUCAUAACAUUCAUGCUCGCUUAAAGACACAGCUGGUAAUCUUCAAAAACUGAAUUUAUCAAAAGUUCUGUGUGUUUCAUUAGUAGUUUUGAAUGGUUUUUGUAUCUGCCCAUUUGAUUUUAAUAUGAAAAGGGAUUGCCUGGCUUGCCACCGUGUUCAUCCUUCCUUAGACUCUUGCUUCAGUAAGUUGAUGGUUGUUAUGUUAUUUUAAAAGGCUUUCUUAUUUGUUUUUAUUUGUGAAUUUAAUUUCUAUUUUUUCCCGAAUAUUUUUUAUAUUCUAAAAGCUUGGAAUUAAAGUGUUACUGCCCUUAUUUUUUAUUUGAAUCAAUAAGCUCUUGAGUAAUAUGUAUUAAUAGCAUAAAUAAAGAAAAUUAGUUCUAUCUCUCAAACAUAUAUAAUGUCACUUUUUAAAAGAUAGCAAUUCCUUUUGCAAAUAAUGUUUCUCACCAGUCCCGUUACGGUCUCCUUAAGUUUCAUAUAUUCAUUUCUUAUAUGAAACAUUAGAACUUUCUAUUUUUCCUUGAUUUUGGGAUGUCAAAUAAGGCUUUUUCUUAUAUUCAUUUCAACUACCUGAAGUUUCAUCUGACAAAUAUCACUACAUAGUAUGUAUACAUAAUCAUUCUAUUUUUUCUUGAUUUUGGGAUGUCAAUCGGGACCUUAAAACAUGUUUAACUCCUAACUUUUGUCUAAUGAAUGAUAAUAUCAUAUAUUCCGAAUACGUUAAUGUCAAAAGGUAAUGUGAAAAGAUUGAAACGGAGAAUGACACUAUUGUGAAACAAUCUGUUUAUGUUAUUACUUUUCAAUCUAAUAAAAAGUUUAUUUGAAUCCCCCACCCCAUGAAAUACAGGGGCAUAAUGAAAUGGUCAUUGAAGGUUGGAGGAACAAUAAUGUGACCAAGUAUUAAAAAGUAGGAAAUGUAUCGGGAUUUAAGGGUCUUAUCAUUGAUUAAGAAAGAUCACCUUUUCCCUUGCAAGAAGUUAUUGUAGAGAAGUUUUUUUUGUUUUACUAGAAACAAUUGAACAAUUGGAACUCACAAGUCACACUUAUUGGAUCUGUAAUUGAAGUCUCUUUAUUUUGUUGACAUUUCAUAGCAAAUACUCUACAUGGAUAGAUGUUGACAUUUCUUAAACAAUGUGGAUUUUCUAGAGUAUAAUUAUUAAUUAUUAGUCAUGC